GCUACAAAUAAACAUCAUCUAAAUAAGCUGCACUCCACAGAAAUGCGCAUGCUACGCUGGUCAGCGGAUGUCACACUGCUAGACAAAAUCCGAAAUGAGUACAUAAGAGGAAGUUUUAAAGUGGCGCCCAUAACUGAAAAAUUGAAAGAAAAACGUCUGCGGUGGUUCGGCCACAUCCAACGCCGCCCAGACGAUCAUAUGAUUAAGCUUGCCCUAAAUAUGCCUACGACGAAACGUACACGUGGACGACCACCCGCCACAUGGUUGACGACGGUUCAAAAAGACCUGAAAAGUGCUCUUUUAUCACCAGACGAAGCGCAAGAUCGUGCUAAUUGGAGAACGAAAACGAGGAAGGCCGACCCCAAGUAAAUGGGAUAAGGUCAAGGACUGAAG
Molecule: messenger RNA, 393 nt
Organism: Papilio machaon (common yellow swallowtail)
Lineage: Eukaryota; Metazoa; Arthropoda; Insecta; Lepidoptera; Papilionidae
Exons: 1
Coding region: 43-369 (108 amino acids)
Source: RefSeq, a predicted model, not a curated record